AUGGGUUACAUAAGCUGUCGUUUCCGACCGAAGGCCGUGGGGAAGGAGGAGGAAGGACGCAAGGCGCCCAAGAAUGGUAACGGCCCCUUGUCCACCUCUUGCGCCAGUCGCUGGGAGCCAGAAGGGAAACCGAUUGGGGCUGUGCGCUCCCCCCAAACCCCGCGGGACACGCGCGGCAACACGUGGGGCCCGGGAGGGGGCGGCAGCGGCGGGGUGGCCAAGUGGCUCCGGGAGCACCUAGGCUUCCGUGGGGCUGGAGGCGGCGGGGGCGGCAAGCCCGCGCCCCCGGAGCCCGACUACCGGCCCCCCGCGCCCUGUCCUGCCGCACCCCCCGCGCCUCCCCCAGACAUCCUGGCCGCCUACCGACUGCAACGGGAACGCGACUUCGAGGACCCCUACUCCGGGGGCCCGUCCGGUUCCACCGCCCUCGCCGCCCCUGCCAUCCCCGGACCCGCGCCGCCCCCGCGCCACGGCUCACCCCCGCAUCGUCUGAUCCGGGUCGAGACCCCGGGGCCCCCGGCGCCCCCUCCGGAGGAGCGGAUCUCCGGAGCCCCGGCCGGCGGCGACCGACUGGCCAUCCUAGAAGACUACGCAGAUCCGUUUGAUGUCCAGGAGACUGGAGAAAGCUCAGCAGCAGCCUCAGGGGCCCCAGAGAAGAUCCCCGAAAACGAUGGCUACAUGGAGCCUUACGAGGCCCAGAAGAUGAUGGCUGAGAUCCGGGGCUCCAAGGAGCCAGCCACCCAGCCCUUGCCUCUGUACGACACCCCCUAUGAGCCAGAUGAGGAGGCCCCCACCCCUGAGGGUGAGGCUGCCCCCUGGCCUCGGGAGUCCCGCCUGCCUGAGGAUGAUGAGAGGCCCCCCGAGGAGUACGACCAGCCCUGGGAGUGGAAGAAGGGGAGGAUUUCCAAAGCUUUUGCAGUUGACAUAAAGGUCAUCAAAGACCUACCUUGGCCUCCGCCCGUGGGACAGCUGGACAGCAGCCCCUCCCUGCCUGAUGGGGACAGGGACAUCUCCGGUCCAGCCUCACCCCUCCCUGAGCCCAAUCUGGAGGACAGCAGCGCCCAGUUUGAAGGAUCAGAGAAAAGCUGCCUGUCGCCUGGCCGGGAGGAGAAGGGGCGACCACCUCCCCGGCUCCCUGCAGUGACCCCCAAACCAACCAAACCCCUGGGCACCGAGCCUGGCAGCCCCCUGGGCGAAUGGACAGACCCCGCACUGCCGCUGGAAGACCAGGUCUGGUACCACGGGGCCAUCAGCCGGACCGAUGCCGAGAACUUGCUGCGGCUGUGCAAGGAGGCCAGCUACCUGGUGCGCAACAGCGAGACCAGCAAGAAUGACUUCUCCCUGUCCCUCAAGAGCAGCCAGGGCUUCAUGCACAUGAAGCUGUCGCGCACCAAGGAGCACAAGUACGUGCUGGGCCAGAACAGCCCUCCCUUCAGCAGCGUGCCAGAAAUCGUGCACCACUAUGCUAGCCGCAAGCUGCCCAUCAAGGGGGCCGAGCACAUGUCCCUGCUUUACCCCGUGGCCAUUCGGACUCUGUAGACCUGGGGACUUGGAGAGGCCCAAGGAACUUGCUCCUGCCACCUUGCAUCCCCUUGCCCUGGGGUCUGUGGAUGCCACAUACUCCUUAAUUUAUUGUAAAGGGAAAGGCGUCUGGGACCCGGGACAAGGGCUGGUCCGGAGCUUGGUCCCUUGUGUCCACCCGUGGUGGAGGCAUCGCCUGCCUGCCCUUGCCUCCCUUUGCCUUGGGUCUGCAGGGGAAAGCGCUCGCGGCGCCCCAUCUGCGGGCCAGCGGUGAAAAAUAAACCU
Molecule: messenger RNA, 1806 nt
Organism: Octodon degus (degu)
Lineage: Eukaryota; Metazoa; Chordata; Mammalia; Rodentia; Octodontidae
Gene: Shf
Product: Src homology 2 domain containing F
Exons: 9
Coding region: 1-1539 (512 amino acids)
Molecular function (GO): phosphotyrosine residue binding
Source: RefSeq, a predicted model, not a curated record